Messenger RNA from Mollisia scopiformis, 861 nucleotides. RefSeq names its product HlyIII-domain-containing protein. The coding region runs from base 1 to 861 and encodes 286 amino acids. Gene Ontology annotation, cellular component: membrane. The transcript has a single exon. Gene Ontology annotation, molecular function: signaling receptor activity. The record is from RefSeq and is a predicted model, not a curated record. NCBI's taxonomy places the organism in Eukaryota, Fungi, Ascomycota, Leotiomycetes, Helotiales, Mollisiaceae.
AUGCCCAAGCCAGACCUCCUCCACUUUGACGACCUACCAGAAUGGUAUCAAGACAAUCCUGCUGUCCGCUCAGCAUAUCGACCAGUCUCCUACUCUUCGGUUCCAUGUCUCCAUUCUUUGACAUACCUUCAUAACGAGACGUUGAACAUUUAUACACAUCUGAUUCCAGCAAUACUUUCUAUCUUUGCGCAAAUGUACAUCCAAGCCUUGAUCACUCACCAUUUUCCACGAGCUUCGUCGAGAGAUCGACUUAUAUUCGGUGCCAAUAUCUUGCCUGGAAUGGUGACCAUGAUCCUUUCGACCUGUUACCACACCUUGAUGAAUCAUUCCUUCCCUGUCUCCUCGCUAUUUCUUCGAAUCGACUACGUCGGGAUCUUGACUCUCAUACUGGGAUCGUUUUUUUCUGGCAUUUUCGUUGGCUUCUACUGUGAGCCGGCUCUUCAACGAGUGUACUGGACGAUGAUCAUUGCGCUUAGUGUUGUCACGUCUGUCCUCGUCCUACAUCCACAACUCCAAGGACUUCGCUGGCGGUCUCAUCGGACAGCAGCUUUCGUCGCUACAGCUCUUUCUGGCUUUGCGCCCAUCGGCCAUGGGCUCUGGCUUUACGGAUGGUCGGAGAUGUGGGUGCGGUCUGGCAUGCCCUACUGGUUCUUGGAAGGCAUUGUGUAUGGACUCGGAGCGUUCUUCUUCGCCACUAGAUUUCCCGAAAGUGUUUGGCCAGGGAAGUUUGAUAUUUGGUUCUGCUCGCACCAGAUCUUUCAUGUCUUGGUCGUUUGUGCGAGUGUGGUCCUUUUGAAGGGUGUUUGGGAUGCGUAUGCUUGGAAUUAUCAUAAUAAUCAACAGUGCUUAGCUACGUUCUGA